Messenger RNA from Nerophis lumbriciformis (worm pipefish), 1551 nucleotides. The record is from RefSeq and is a predicted model, not a curated record. Lineage: Eukaryota; Metazoa; Chordata; Actinopteri; Syngnathiformes; Syngnathidae.
AUGAAGCUCAAAGCUGUCAUGGAGAACCUCCAGCGGCAACAGGCAGCGCGCAUUGCCCUGGAUGAGAAACUCCGACAAGUGGGGAAGGAGCGAGACCUCCGCUCGAUGGUGGAGACCCGAAUACAUCAACAAGCUCUGGCUUUCCGGCAUUACCAGACGGCGAUGCACAGCGCUUUGGUCGCUGGAGUUGCUGGUUCUCCUCCCGGGGUAACGAACGGUCAAACGCAGGUCUGCGAAGCCUGCGAGGACAGGAACUCCCCCCGAAACAGCAUUGACAAAAGGGACAUGGAAGACUUGCAGGACAUGGAUGAGCAGGAGGGACUUGAUGAUGAGCGAGACCGUUCGAACCAUUACGAGGAAACUUGCUUGUCAGAGAAAAGCGCCGCGGUGCAUCUGAUGACCAAAGUCCCCGGGGGAUUGGCCCCGGGACGCCGCCCCGAGUGCACCCCACGGCCGCUGCAGCCACAGCACCACGAGUGGACGUAUGAGGAGCAGUUCAAACAGUUGUAUGAACUGGAUGAGGAUGGAAAGCGUAAAGAAUUUCUGGACGACCUCUUCAGUUUCAUGCAGAAACGUGGGACCCCAGUGAAUCGGAUUCCUAUCAUGGCAAAGCAGGUGUUGGAUCUCUACAUGCUCUACAAGCUCGUCACCGAAAAAGGCGGCUUAGUGGAAGUCAUCAAUAAGAAAAUAUGGCGAGAGAUCACCAAAGGCCUUAACCUUCCUACCUCCAUUACCAGUGCAGCUUUUACUCUCCGAACACAGUACAUGAAGUACCUCUAUCCAUAUGAAUGUGAAAAGCGGGGACUGAGCUCUCCCAGUGAGCUUCAGGCCGCUAUCGACAGUAAUCGGCGGGAGGGCCGUCGGCAGAGCUACGGCUCUCCCAUCUUCAACUAUUCACCUGUGGGCACCCCAGCACUGCUGUCUUCACCAAGGAUACAACUUGCCCACUUACAAAUGCCCACCAAUUCCCAGAUACCUGUGUUUGAGAAAGAGGAUUCCAUGGUGGCCAGCUGUCUGUCCAGUCGAGUAGUCCUCCCUUUGUCUCCCAAUCGCCAUCACAUUGCAUCUGUGACGAGCCAGGCAGCAGUUGCGGCGACUCAAGCUGCAGCUGUAAUACAGGCUGCUACUUUGGAGCAGCUCAGAGACAAGCUAGAAAGCAGCGAGCCCCAGGAGAAGAAGAAGAUGAUGGUAGCAGAGGAGCAACAGAGGGUCAUGCAACAAGCACUGCAACAUAAUAUGUUGGCCAUGGCGACCCAGAUACCGCUAAGCAUCAAACUCAACAACAGAGAUGAUAGACAAGAGACCGCAUUGAACCUGUCUACCAACGGCAUUAGCAGCAUCAACAUGUCAAUAGAAAUAAAUGGAGUUGUCUACACAGGCGUCCUGUUUGCUCGUCAGUCAUCCAUAACGGGGAUGAUGGGACAUCUUGGGAGCCAAUGUACAACUCAGGGAAAUCCCAGUCCCACGCACUUCCAGCCGUCUUGCUCUUCCUCCUCUUCAUCAUCUUCUUCCUCAGCUCAUGGGCACGGGAACUCUGUGUCCUCUCCCUGA